Messenger RNA from Penicillium daleae, 2709 nucleotides. RefSeq lists its product as uncharacterized. The transcript has 2 exons. NCBI's taxonomy places the organism in Eukaryota, Fungi, Ascomycota, Eurotiomycetes, Eurotiales, Aspergillaceae. Bases 1 to 2709 code for a protein of 902 amino acids. The record is from RefSeq and is a predicted model, not a curated record.
AUGGACGACAAAGAGGACCCGCCGAGCUUCAAGUACCGUGGCUGGCGAGCUGCAGCUGCCGGGCUCGAUCCUCAUCAACUUGGCUCCCGUCUUGCUGGUGAGGUCCGAUCUGGUGACAACCUGCCGGUGCCCUCUCCAUCUCCGGUUGGACGGGACCCCAACAGCCCAUCCAUCCUUCAGGGUAACGCCUUUUCUAUGAUGAGGGCAAGAGGCGACACUAGCAGACUCCCGCGCAAGAGAUCUGAGGGCUCAAACCUCGCAAGUCCAAGUGAAGACUCUCAGCCCAGAAUCACCAGAUAUCCAUCUGGCCUGAAUUACGAUCAGGAACUGGCAGUUCCCAUGCCCAAGCCACAUACCAGGCGUUACUUGCCUACUGAUGAGAAUUCUCAGAGUGGUAUAGAGAACGUGCUUUCCCAAUCUCGUCCUCGCACCCUGCUCAAAAAACGUUCCAUGCCAGACGCGGUUCGUGCAAAGGCCACUCCUGAACCAGUCCCAUCUGCAGAUGGGAAGAAAAAGUCCCGGCUUGAAGCUCUCAGGUCAAAGCUCAGCUUCAAAGAUCUUCACAAAGAAGCUGCAAAAGAUGAAUACACAGACAUUGCCGUUCCUCCGCUGCCUUCCAGUGAGAAGCAAGAUGGCACCCAGGGUUCCACCACCGGCGGUGGUAUUACAGGGUUCACGCCCAGCAUUUUCCCAUUCCAAAAUAAGCCCAAGCCUAUGCAAAAUAUCAGACCCUCUGCAAUUCCUCUCACCUCUCCUGUCUCCACCACGCAGCACAGCUCACCACCCAGCAGAAUCGCACUUGCUCCCUCAGGAACAUACACUCACGCUCAUGGAUCCAUGACUCCUUCGGGAUCUUCCAAUGACCAGCAAAUCGGUACCUGGGAACAGGUGAAGGCUGCUGCAGGGCGUGCGGAAUCCAAAGAGAAGCUUACCCCUGCCACCAAGGGAAGUAUCCCAAUUCCCAUUGGCAAGCAUAAGCCUAGCCCUCUGGCUACCCUCCCUGGACCUGGGGCUUUCACCACAGAUCGUUCUCCGGUGAUGCCAAACUCCCCGGCAGCUGACUAUGCUGACUCUCCCCCUACUGGAGACUCGCCUCCGAAACCGAGCGAUCUCACAGAGGGCUCGGGCAAGGUCAAGUACAUUCGCAGGACCUAUGUUGAGAAAACCUCUCCAUCAACCCCUUCGCCAACUGUCAAGUCCGCGCUUCCGGCGCCAAGUCCAUACCAGGAGGGUGCAUUGAGCUCGGGUCUGCGGUCUGGCUUUAUGCCCGGAUUCGAGGAGCGUCUCAAGGGAAUCAACCAAUCGCUCGACAAUCCCAUUUCGCCAGCCCUCAAGAUCUCGGGCACGGAAGCGGGUGCGAAGGAUUUCGAUGAGAUGGUCCGAAUGAUUCAGCAAAGAGCUGAGUCGGGGAUCAGCAGCCUGACUGCACAAGUCAAUGAUCUCUCACAGUGGACUAACAAUGAGAUCAAAAGUCAGGUCCGGAGCAUCAAAGAUCUUGAGCGCAUGAACAAUCAGCUUUCUCUCCGACAGACGGAGAUUUCUCAGGAUAUCAAGAAGUACAAGCUGGAUAUCGACCUGGACAAGGUCGUGAAAGACCGGCGUAUUGAGAUCCUGGAAAGCAAGUUUCUGGAUGAAGUGGAUGUGGAGCUACAGAACAUGGCUCUAUCCAUGCAAGAGAUGACCCAGAAGCUUGAGAACGCGAUUGAAAGAUUCACUGCUGAAUCUGAUAAAGCUGCAAAGAUCGCGGAAAAGCAGGAAGCGCAUAUCCGAGCGAUGGAGAAUGAGAUUGCGGAGAUGAAGCAAAAGGGGGCGUAUCAAUCCAAAUUGCUUCCUCCGGGGCUGGCUCAGCGACUUGGCAACCAGCCUGCCAGUGCCAGUGCUGAGCCCUUGCUCAAAUCGCCAGAGUCUCCAAUCCCGCCGGUGCGCAUCUCCCCUCUGCCGCGAUCAAUGACAGCCGCUCAGGCUCAGCAGAGAGAAUCAUCCAUGGCUAAAGGUGAGGCUAGUCCACCCUUCCAGCGCAGUCUCUCUAUCAAGAAGGGACUCGCCAUAAUCCCACCCAACGAUUCAAAGACUCGUGGAAAGGUUGGCAGUGCUGAGGGACGCAAGAAGUGGAACAUCUUUGGCACCCGCCGUCGUGAUGCAAACAGCAACGGCUCAAGCAGCGGUGCAGGCAAGAUUUCCUGGCUCCCUCGUCGCUCCAAGGAUGGACAAGCCUCGGAUAAAGCCAGUCAGCGCUCGGAGACUCCCCCUCCGAUCCCACGCGAUAUUCUCCAGAACAUUGAGAAUAACAUUCAGGCAGCAAGCCAAGUGCACCCUGCACUCCGAAACAGGGUUCAGCAAACCGUCAUGCAUGACGAGUCGUCCCUGAGGUCCCUGAGUUCCCCAAAUACCCCAACUCACACUGCAGCCAUGCCUCCAGGUAUGACCCGUCUCGCCCACCCCGAGAGCCAGAAUAUGGGUAUCAUUACUGCGUCCGUCGCUCCCAGUCUAUCUUCCUCUUUUGAACGCCGGGUCGCGGGUGGGGAGUUGCUUUCUGCUGACCGGUGCAAGUUGACACCAGACCCAUUCAUGCAGAGCCCCAGCACGCCCGCAUAUUAUCGUUCGAUUGAAGAUAUGCGCAGGCCUCUUCUCUAUCGUGCGGAGGAUGAGGCUCACGAGUGGGAUCGGUGUUCAUUGCGCGAGGCCAAGUCUACUGCGUCGUUGCGGUAG